Molecule: messenger RNA, 640 nt
Organism: Capsella rubella
Lineage: Eukaryota; Viridiplantae; Streptophyta; Magnoliopsida; Brassicales; Brassicaceae
Product: histone H2B.9
Exons: 1
Coding region: 160-549 (129 amino acids)
Biological process (GO): nucleosome assembly
Cellular component (GO): nucleosome
Molecular function (GO): protein heterodimerization activity; structural constituent of chromatin; DNA binding
Source: RefSeq, a predicted model, not a curated record
AAAUACACGUCACGGAUCCGUGCCAUGUUCCAAGAUCCAAUUAUUAUCAUCUCACGAAACGUAUAAAUUCGAAACCGAAACCCCUCAAAAAAAUCAUCAUCUCUAGUUGUUUCAUAUUCCCCAGAAGAAUUCAAUUCAUCGUUCAAUCUCUUCGAGAUAAUGGCGCCCAAGGCAGAGAAGAAACCGGCGGAGAAAGGACCAGCGAAGGCGGAGAAGAAGAUCGCGAAGGAAGGAACAAGCGAGGUAAAGAAGAAGAAGAAGACGAAGAAGAGCACGGAGACGUACAAGAUCUACAUCUUCAAGGUGUUGAAACAGGUUCAUCCAGAUAUUGGGAUCUCUGGUAAAGCCAUGGGGAUCAUGAACAGUUUCAUCAACGACAUCUUCGAGAAACUCGCUCAGGAAUCGUCUCGCCUCGCCAGGUACAAUAAGAAACCGACCAUUACCUCCCGUGAGAUCCAAACCGCCGUCAGACUCGUUUUGCCUGGUGAAUUGGCUAAGCAUGCCGUCUCUGAAGGCACCAAAGCCGUCACCAAAUUCACAAGCUCUUAGAUCUUUUCUUUGCUUUUCUUUCUUUUUGUCUUUUUAUCAAAUCUUAUCAUAUGAUUAUGAUACCUGAAUAAUAAUACAUUGUUCAUAUGAA